Poecilia reticulata (guppy) is the source of this 3056-nucleotide messenger RNA. RefSeq lists its product as uncharacterized. The record is from RefSeq and is a predicted model, not a curated record. Gene Ontology annotation, cellular component: plasma membrane. Lineage: Eukaryota; Metazoa; Chordata; Actinopteri; Cyprinodontiformes; Poeciliidae. Gene Ontology annotation, biological process: adenylate cyclase-activating G protein-coupled receptor signaling pathway; cell surface receptor signaling pathway. Gene Ontology annotation, molecular function: G protein-coupled receptor activity.
UGUUAGAAUCACUCUGGAUCAUCUAUACCAAAAUCAAUAUAAUGAUUUGCUGACUUGUGAAGCUAGUGUUAAGUACAAGUUCAAGUUUGGAUCUAAAAUAACAUCCAUUGUGAAAAUCAUAUCUUGUAACUCGUCGGACUCAGCUGGGGUUCAGCAGCCGCUGAAUCUAAUUUUUCCAAACACAAACAAUGUCGUAACUCUACAGGAAGCAGUAAAUGUCAUGAAGGCUUUCAGUUUCUACCAGGACCAAAUGGGGGCUUUCAGUACAGCAUUCAUCAAAUUAGGAAACGUCACUGGGGGAAUCGCAAAACUGCGACCACAAGGUCAAAACCAAACUGCAUUGAACUUUAGCUUCACAGCGAGUGGGGAUGUGAAAAUUUUGGAGGAACAGAACAAUGUGGACAUGGAGCUUGAUCUGCAGAUUCAAAUUUCUAAAGAAGCCAAUGAAUUGGCAGUAGAAAGAAAUAGUAAAUACGUUGGAGUUCUGCUGUUUCCAGGAAUGCCUAAAGAGUUUUUGAACAAUACAAUGCUUGGGAUUGAAAUGGGAGCAAACAUUUCCAAUCUCCCACAAGCCAUAAACAUUCACUACAGUAACGUGGACACGAACAAGUACAGUGCUUCCUGUGUGUCUAGGGAUGACAAAGGCAAUAAACAAACCUGGACGGCAGAUCAAUGCCUAACAAAUCAGACAAAUGGCCACAUCAACUGCCGAUGCUCGCAUAACACAUUCAUUGCUGUCGUCAUGACUCUAAAAAGACCAGAGAUGACAAUUAAACACAACUUAACAAGUCCUGAGGACCCAACGCAGGCAGUGCAAAUCAUGUCUAAUUUGAGUGUUUUCAUAGACCAAAUGGCCAGACAAAAUGUCAGAACAGCAGACAUUAAAAUAGGCAAUAUCACUGGAGUGAUUGCUAAACUAUCACCGAAUUCUGCUGUCAUGAACUUUGGCUUCAAAUCAAAUGGAGAUGUAAAUGUUCUUGGAGAAAACUACGAUGAGAAGAAAGGAUUUGCCACCGAAAUUCACCUCCCAACAGAAGCCAUACAAAUGGCAGAGACACACGGUGAAAGUUAUAUAAGAAUUCUAAUUUUUCCAGGAGUGUUUAAGAAUGACAACGAUUCAUCUAUUUUGCAUGGUGAAGUGCUAGGAAUUGAAAUGGGAUCAAACAUAUUCAAUCUAUCAAAAAGCAUUGACAUUCAGUACAACAAUGUCACACUGGUGACGUCUGGAUUAAUGCCCACAUGUGUAUCAUGGGAUAACAAUAAAGGUAAUGGAAAUAAACCAAACUGGACCGAUGUUGGUUGCAAGACAAUUAGGAACUCGGAUAACGUUAAAUGCCAAUGCUCUCAUCUUACAUUCUUUGGGAUUUUGCUUUCAAGUGUGCCACUAGUUGAAGAAGAUAAGCCAGAAAAACUUCUAACUUUCGAUGCCCCAAAGACUCCUCUGGACUCAGAUCAAGCAGCAAAAUUAAUGAAGAAUCUUAGUUUCAUACUGGAUAGUAUGGGCAACUCCAGCUCUGCUGCCAUCAAAAUGGGCAACAUCACUGGGGUUAUGUCUAGACUGCCAAAACAAAAUCAGACAGUCAUGGACUUUGGCUUUCAAUCAAGUGGGGAUGUAAUGAUUCUCAAGAAAAACAAUAAUGGGGUGACAAACAUCAAGAAAACGAUUCACUUUCCUAAGAAAGCCAGUGAAUCGGCUAUUGAACAAAAUGGCUCUUUUGCAGGAGUUUUUCUUUUCCCAGAAAUUGAGAAGCUCAACAAAACCAGUUCCUUUUUCAACAAUGAAAUGAUGGGGGUUGAAAUGGGAGUGAGCAUCUCCAACCUCUCAGAAACCAUUGAUAUUCACUUCACUGAUGUGAAUACGACUGAAUUUAAUGCCACUUGCGUAUCAUGGGAUGGCACAAGUAAAGAAGGUGGCAAAAACAAGUGGAUCACGGAUGGCUGCCUAACAAACGAGGCCAAUGGCAGCAUCACAUGCCAGUGCUCUCAUCUUACAUUUUUUGCUAUUCUCAUGUCCACAGAUGUACCGAUCAGUUCCUCUGACUUGGAAACCCUGACCCAAAUCACAAAGGCUGGUUGUGGCAUAUCCCUGUUCUUCCUGGGUGUGGCUCUCUUCAUGCAUUUUUUGAUUAGGAAAAAUAAAGCCAGUGAGGCUGUAAAGAUCCUCAUGAAUCUCUUUGUCGCCCUGUUCUUCCUGAACCUUUGCUUCUUGGUAAAUGAGUCAAUCGCUAAACUGGAGAUCUCAGCAGCAUGCGUGGCGAUGGCAGCGGCUCUGCACUACAGCAUGCUGGCCACAUUCACAUGGUUCUUCAUGCAGGCUUUGAACCUGUACUUGAAUCUACACCAGAUCUCCUUAGGCAUCAAAUAUUAUAUGGGCAAGAUUUGCAUCGCGGGAUGGGUUAUUCCAGCUGUUGUGGUUGUUGGACUUCUUGCUUCAAGCAAAUAUGACUACAUUCACAUUUCUGGUGAUAAUGGAACCUCUGUAACUAUGUGCUUUAUCCCUGAUUCUGCGACCCACUUAGCUGUAAACAUUAGUUACUAUGGCAUUGUGUUCAUAUUCACUUUAACCAUAUUUGUCAUAACCGUAGUGCAGAUCAAACACUUUACACCCAAAGAAGCAAAAACCCAAGAAUCCACCAAGAAAAGAGUUUUCUCUCUUCUGGGACUUUUCUGCCUCUUGGGCAUCACCUGGGGAUUUGCUUUUUUUAGCUACGGCCCUCUGCUCCUUCCUUCCUACUACAUCUUCACCAUCCUUAAUUCUUUUCAAGGAUUCUUCCUGUUCGUUUACUACUACUUCUCCAGCAGGAUCCUUCCAGAGGACAUCAAGCAAACCAAGAGCAGCAACCAAACCUCAGAGACUGUGUCCACAUCUCCUCAUGGCUAAGGUACUCAUUCCUACCUCCUAUGGACAUUGAAUUAAUUAAAUCAUAUUCUCAACUGAAAUUCAACAUCUUUACUUGUGGAGCUUUAUCACCUUUUUGUCUGAUGAAUAUCUUCUGAGGCUGUAUGGACACCAGAGGACAGCAUUUCAUUUCAUGUGGCAGUUGCUACAAAGUGUA